Molecule: messenger RNA, 2846 nt
Organism: Anarrhichthys ocellatus (wolf-eel)
Lineage: Eukaryota; Metazoa; Chordata; Actinopteri; Perciformes; Anarhichadidae
Gene: scamp2
Product: secretory carrier membrane protein 2
Exons: 9
Coding region: 116-1105 (329 amino acids)
Biological process (GO): protein transport
Cellular component (GO): trans-Golgi network membrane; recycling endosome membrane
Source: RefSeq, a predicted model, not a curated record
AUGCGCUGUACGUUCAUUCGAGGAAGUGGCAGGAAGAGGCAACUCAAACGACGGAGAAGAGUUUGUUGUUUAUUCUGCGUUCAGAGAGGACAAACCGGCCCGCAGCCUUUUCAAAAUGUCGGGAUUUGAUAGCAACCCGUUCGCAGAGCCUGCCAGCGACAACCCUUUCAAUGACCCGUCGGUCACACAGGUGACCAGCUCCAACGUAGAACCCGUUGACCAGUUCAACCCGUUCCCCGCUCAUCCCACAGACAACCUAGCUGCUCACACCACUCCAGCCUCCACCUCUCCCUACCAGCCUGCUGUGUUACAGCCAUCUACAGAGCCAAGUCCGCAAGCGAUGGCCGCUGCAGCUCAGGUCAAUCUGCUGAAGCAGCAGGAGGAGCUGGAGAGGAAAGCUGCCGAGCUGGACCGCAGAGAGCAGGAGCUGCAGAACAGAGGCCCGUCAGGUAAAGAGAACAACUGGCCUCCACUUCCCAAGAGCUUCCCCAUCAAACCAUGUUUCUAUCAGGACUUCUCAGAGGACAUCCCACCCGCGUGCCAGAGAGUCUGCAAGAUGAUUUACUAUCUCUGGAUGUUCAACUGUAUGACUCUGUUCCUCAACCUGCUGGCGUGCUUGGCUUACUUCACCGCUGAUCCGGUUUAUGGUGUGGAUUUUGGCCUCUCCAUUCUCUGGCUCAUCCUCUUCGCUCCCUGCUCCUUCAUCUGCUGGUACCGGCCCGUCUACAAGGCCUUCAAGACGGACAGCUCCUUCAGCUUCUUCUUCUUCUUCUUUGUGUUUUUCUGCCAAGUGGUGAUCUUCAUCAUCCAGGCUGUAGGCAUCCCCAAGUGGGGGAACAGCGGUUGGAUCACUGCCUUCACCAUCAUCGGCACACACACGGCAGUGGGAGCCAUCAUGAUCAUCGUGGCCAUCCUCUUCACCAUCUGCGCUGUGCUGUCGAUCAUCAUGCUCAAGAUGGUCCACAGCAUGUACCGCCGGACCGGGGCCAGUUUCCAGAAGGCCCAGCAGGAAUUCUCGCAGGGCGUCUUCACCAAUAAAAGCUUCCAAACAGCUGCUUCUGGCGUGGCAUCCACCGCCGCACAGGGGGCCUUCCAGGGAAACUAACCGAUGGUAGACUGAGCUGAGCUCCAUUCAACAGGUCAAGGUCUAUGUGUUAUCAGGUCUAGAUGGUUCGGUAAAACUAAGCUGAAUGAAUCAGGAAGUAGAGGUUCAGUGCGUACGCUGGAGCCAGAGGCUGCACAUUUUAAUCUGACCUCAUAAUGUAUAGACCUUGAGCUACACUAGCAGCCUCCCUCCUAUCAAUGCACGUGUAAUUCCCCAUGUUAACUCCGCUUCUCGUCGGCUCUGCUUGUAGAAAGCAAUCGAGGGGAAAGUCACGCAUCAGGUGCAUUCUGUGGUGGAAAGCAUGAAUGAAGUUGACUGAUGACUAUUUCAGUUUCUCCUGGCUUUGUACAUUUCGUGUGUGCACUUUUCUUGGCAAAGCUCUUCAGUGUAAUAUGUGACUGUGUGUGUGUGUGUGUGUGUGUGUGUGUGUGAUCCCAUGUCUUGAUCAUGUGGGCGCAGUACGCUUUUGUUUCCCUGAUCCUGUAAUAUAAAUAAGAUGAAGUCUUUCCACAUUCUUAAAAGGCAUUUAUUUUUGUUGUUGAACCUAUUUUGGAGAUAACCAUCUCUUUUUGUGUGCCGCAAAAUUUCAGUCUAAUACGGAAGAAACAUAACGGAUAAAUCACGCAGCUAAUCGUGUCUUUUCUGUCGGACUUUAGAUCUGAAGUUAUUACUGUAACUUUACAUUUAAUUCUGAGUGGCUAAUGAUUCAAAAAGGACAAAUACUCGGACUGAACCUCCCCGUCACUUUGAGAAGUACUAACUAUGUUUUUAAAACAUGUGCCUUUUGGCUUUUGUCUGGAACCAAACUUUUGCCAAGAUCUUUCUGAAAAACAACUGUGUUGUCAGAAACAUCUGUGUAAACACUGUAUAUUUUAGUAUCUGUCAUCACAUUAAACAGUUUCUACACGAAGAAGAGACACAGAGGAAAUCAGAGUGUUUUGCUUCCAUUAACUCCAUGCUUGUAAACAGCUAAUUUAAUUUCUACUGUAACUUAGAACACACAGAGACGAUCAUUUGAUUUCACUUGCGGCCAAAUUACUUAUUAAAGCAUCAGAUUUUUUUGUUUCUUAUCAUUUACUUCUGCGUUGUUUACACUUUCAAGAGUUGUUUCUGAGGAAACCAAAGCAAUACUGACUAUAAUAAUGGAACAUUUAAUUAAAAGUAGGUUGACAUCAAUGUAUAGAGUUUGUUCUAUUAAUCACUACUAACAGUAAAUGCAAGACGAGCAACGCUUUAUGUUUCAUGAAGAUUAAGUGUGUUGAGCUCAGUGUAAACUUGCCGUAACACUUUAAACCUUCUCCUAAAGCGAACCAGUGUCUCAACCUCACCAGUAUGCAGCCGAGGUGCAUUUUCAUUUUCUAUCACUUCUUCAAAAGUCUUCCUCUUCAUGACGACCACCCAGCUGUAAAUUAUUUGUGUACUGGUGUAUAUUUUCUAUGUGUUUUCUUAAUAAAACAUCCACGCGUGUGUUUAUUUGAUGUCCUGUUUUAGAGCGUCAGCUUGGGUGUAACACAUGUUAGCGUUUCCUGGAGAACAACUGCAAACUCUUACCAAUCGUGUGACGUUCCUGCAGCAGAAAGCGGUUUAAUUUAAGGUUCGAGCUUACAUCCAUCACAUAACACAAGACUUGUACUGAUCCACACGUCGCUGAAUGCAUUGUUUUGAGAGAGAACAGAAUCUAGUGCCUUUUGUAUUUCAAUAUUGAAUAUCGCAUCAAUAAAAUGCUUUGCUUUCAUUUAAA